Pocillopora meandrina is the source of this 821-nucleotide messenger RNA. The record is from the annotation of a GenBank genome assembly. Lineage: Eukaryota; Metazoa; Cnidaria; Anthozoa; Scleractinia; Pocilloporidae.
CAUAAAGAAGACUGGGCAUUACUACUUGACCCUGAAAAUAUUAGAUGGCAUCCACCAGAAAGGGCAAUCUCUCGGCCAUUGAAAGAUAUUAUUACCAACAAGGAAAAAGAAAGGCAAAAACAAUCAAAGGUUGAUGGAAAUGGUCUGGGUUUCCUGGGGCAAAAACCUGAAGGGGUCCCUGAGGAUGUGGACGAUAUGGUCAGAACUCAAGUUACUCCUGUGCGAGAGGUGAUUUAUGCUCAAAAGAUACACAAUGUAUGCUCAAUUCAAGCCUCCUGCUUAUGUAAACUUGGUUAUUUUCCUUGAAGUACAUAUGCCCACCAAACCUUUCCAUCAUUUGUUUUAUUCAGUCGUGUCAGCCACAGCUGAAUUUUUUUGAUGUGACUAAAACCACACUUGCCUAUCCAAAAACUUAAACAUUAUUAUCUUUUGAACUGAAUAGUCAUGCUGAUAAAUUGACUUUACAAUUUGUUUACAUGCACGUGUAUAGUGGAGCCUAUAGAAGGCCGACUGCUGAAGUUACUGAGGUGGAUAACUUUGAAGGAAUUCUACCGGGUAGCAUUGUUGUGGUUAAUCUUGACAGCAACUACAAACCUCCCCAUCUGGCCAAAGUAAGAGAGAUCACUAACUCCUUCUUCACUGUGCAGUGGCUUAAGGGUAGCUACAAAGGAAAGUGGGUAUCAUGGCCUGGAUGGACUUCCACCCAAAUUCCUAAAGAAAGUGUGAUUUAUUUUGAUAUUGAGUUAGAUGAGAACGAUAGACUUAGAGAGGAGUCUGCACAGUACUUAAGAAGGAGGUACAAAGAGUUAAAAAAAAGGUAA